Molecule: messenger RNA, 1390 nt
Organism: Erythranthe guttata (spotted monkey flower)
Lineage: Eukaryota; Viridiplantae; Streptophyta; Magnoliopsida; Lamiales; Phrymaceae
Product: phosphatidylinositol/phosphatidylcholine transfer protein SFH12
Source: RefSeq, a predicted model, not a curated record
UUUUUUUAAUUUCAAAAAAAAUGUCCAAAACCCUCGAUCGAAUUUCCAGCCCUUGUUGCUGUAAAAAUGAAAAACACAAACAUAAAUCAGAUGCUGAAAACUCCGAGGAAAAAAUUGGUAUCCUGAAAAAAGCAAAAAGUGUAUCAAGUAAACUUCGGAACUCUAUAAAAAACAAGGUGAAAAGGAUAAAUGAUGCUGGAGUUCAUAAAAUCGAGGAUAUUCAUGUCGAGGAGCAAAAGGCUGUUGAUGCUUUUCGAGAAACACUUGUCUUGGAUAAUCUGCUUCCUGCAAGCUUUGAUGAUUAUCAUAUAAUGUUAAGAUUUCUGAAAGCGAGGAAGUUUAACAUUGAAAAGGCAAAGGUCAUGUGGGCAAACAUGCUUCAGUGGAGGAAAGACUUUGGUGCUGAUACAAUCAUGGAGGACUUGGACUUCAAAGAGUUGAACGAGGUCCAACAAUAUUACCCGCAAGGUUAUCAUGGUGUCGACAAGGAUGGAAGGCCGGUAUACAUCGAAAGAUUGGGUAUGAUUGAUACCGACAUGCUACUCCAGGUCACGAAUAUGGACCGAUUUGUGAAAUACCAAGUACAGGAGUUUGAGAGAAGUCUCGCGUUUAGGUUUCCUGCUUGUUCUGUUGCUGCAAACAGGCACAUUGAUUCUAGUACAACAAUUUUGGAUGUUCAAGGAUUGGGAUUAAUGAGUUUGACUGGCCCUGUUAUAGAAUUUAUUAAGUUGGUUCAGAAGAUUGACAACGACAAUUAUCCUGAAACACUUUACCGGAUGUUCAUCAUCAAUGCUGGUCCUGGCUUCAGAAUGAUCUGGAACGCAGUCAAGCCUUUACUUGAUCCCGACACUACUUCAAAAAUUCAUGUACUUGGCAGCAAAUAUCAAGAAAACUUGCUUGAAGCAAUUGACGGAAGUGAGUUGCCAGAUUUUCUUGGCGGUAGCUGUUUGUGUGCAAUUGAGGGAGGCUGUUUGAGGUCCGAUAAAGGACCAUGGAAAGACCAAAAUUUAUCGAAGACGAGUAUAGAUGUAGAGGUGAGUACCGUCCAGGGAAAUACGAUCUUAGAUAGCGGGGAUUGUUAGUUUGUCUAGAUGAACGGUGAGGAAUGAAUCUGAAGCUGACAAAAUCAAGGGUGGUGUUUCUUGAACACUUGAAUAUUUCUAAGUGUCCGACGACAAGUUGUAAUAACAUAUUGGAGAUAAUGAAUCACUCACAAGUAUUGGCACUUCAAUUGGGUUGUGUCGGAAACUAGCGGAUACAAACGAAGCUUUUUAACAUCGAACGAAGCCCCGUAUGGUUUUUUCUUGAAGAUGUUUCUGUCUUCAUUUUCUUUUGCUAUGGUUAUAUUAUAUACAUUUAUGUUUGUUCAUCUUUAUAUCCUGCUUUGGCU